This is a messenger RNA of Daphnia carinata, 1377 nucleotides long. Its product is annotated as lactosylceramide 4-alpha-galactosyltransferase-like. NCBI's taxonomy places the organism in Eukaryota, Metazoa, Arthropoda, Branchiopoda, Diplostraca, Daphniidae. The coding region runs from base 120 to 1310 and encodes 396 amino acids. The record is from RefSeq and is a predicted model, not a curated record. Gene Ontology annotation, biological process: glycosphingolipid biosynthetic process. Gene Ontology annotation, molecular function: hexosyltransferase activity. The transcript has 2 exons.
GCCACUGGAUGGUUUUUCGAGAGUGAAACUAGUUUAGUUUAUCAUUUUCAAGAAGAAGAACAGUCAAGCGACAGCCAACUCUCUGAAAACUGAAGUUUGGAAGAAUUUGUAAAGCCAACAUGUUUCGUGUCAAACAAACAAUUUUCGCCAUGUCAGCAUCGCAUCGAAGAUUUUUAUGGUUAAAAAUUUGGGAGUCUUUAAGACGCAUUCCAAUUAUUCCACACUUGACAUCCUAUAUUCGACGCUCGUCCAUUCUCCUAUUUUCGUUAUACUUUAGUUUUCUUUUCACCGGAUUCAUCAUCAGCAUUUCUAAGCCAACAGCUAUCGUGUAUCGCGGAAAUGUUAAAGCACCGACAUUUCAACCGCAAUUGAUUGGUGAACUCUGCGAAUCGGAAUCUCUAGGUGCUGAAAAACGAAUCUUUUUUAUUGAAAGUUCAGGAGAGAAAUGUCUUCGACCACGGCAAGCUUGCGCCAUCGAAUCAGCUGCUCGCACCAAUCCAGACAUGAAUAUUUACGUACACAUGGCUCUCUAUCCUGCACCCGGAAGUCCGGAAAUGGAAGGGGGAUACGGCCUCAAUGCACAUUGCCAGAUGAUGGAUAUCCUCACCAAACAGUUUCCCAACGUAAAAAUUAUUCGUGAAGAUUUGACACGACAUUUUAUAGGAACUCCGCUAGAGGCGCUUUUGCAAAGUGGCGCACUUGAAAAAAGCAAAUUCGCGUAUCAACACCUGAGCGAUGCUGUGCGGAUUGCUAUGCUCCAUAAAUCUGGUGGAAUUUAUCUCGAUCUGGACGUCAUUACCUUACGCUCGUUGAACUGUUUGCGGAACACUGCUGGAGAAGUGCGUUCUGCGGAAUACAAAGCUGGCAUUGAAAACGGAGUUUUGAUUUUCGACAAAGGCCACGAAUUGCUCAAUCAUUACAUGCGUCUCAUACCACAGAUUUACGACCCUUCGAGCCGAGAAUGUAUUGGACCUCAUGGAUUGCUGAAAGCUGCUGGAGAAUUUUGCGGAUUUGGCAUUUGCGAAGGUUGUGAUUUCGGUCAGCUUUGGAUUUGUCGUAACAAUUGGAACAUAACUGUUUUAUAUACGGAAGCAUUUUAUCCAAUUCCAUUUCGAAAUCGAAUUCGUUUUUACGAACCUACCUUUCCUCUUUCAGAAUUGGACAAUUUGCAAACGAGUUAUCUCGUUCAUGUUUACGGAAGUGGACAUGGAGCGCAAGUAUCUCAUUCCAGUCUGUACGGAUUCUUAGCCCAACGCUUUUGCCCUUCCGUUUACACAGUCAGCAGUCAAUCUCGUGUUUUUAAUUUUUGAUCGAUUAAAUUAUUUCUCUGAGUGUUGUACCCCCUUUAUAUUUCAAUAAAUUUCUAUAAAACAUAAA